This is a messenger RNA of Mercenaria mercenaria, 2559 nucleotides long. RefSeq names its product prion-like-(Q/N-rich) domain-bearing protein 25. Lineage: Eukaryota; Metazoa; Mollusca; Bivalvia; Venerida; Veneridae. The coding region runs from base 247 to 951 and encodes 234 amino acids. The transcript is spliced from 8 exons. The record is from RefSeq and is a predicted model, not a curated record.
UUAAUAUAUAAUAAAAAAUGAUUAAAAAGCAGAAGUUUCAUUUUUUCAUGUGUCAAAGUUUUAUAGGUUUUGUAAUAAAUGUGAAUAUUUCCAUAACUGUUGUCACAACCCUCAUACAAAUCUCGUUUUGUAUAACGAACACGUGUAAUAGCCAGUACUCAUUAAAUUUGUAUAAGGAGAGGAAGAACUAGCUGGAGAUUCUAUAAAAAUACCUUAGAACGAAUUUAAGUGAUUUUAUGGACAUAUAUGGGAUUAAUCAGUGAAACGUCAACGGCAAAUAUGAAGUGUGUGUAUGUUACAUUGUUUUGCCUUCUUGUCAACGUGGAAAUAGUUUUCGCAGGUUUAGCCGACAACUGUACUGCAACAACAGACUGUGCAGCUGUAAACAACAGCAUCUGUAGCAACAGCACGUCACAAUGUGAGUGUUCACAUGACUACACGGCCGAAGGAAACAGCUGUGUACCAACAUCAACAGACAAUGGAAACGGUACAGAAACAGGAGCACCUAAAGCUCUAGGAGAUGCUUGCACAGCACAUGCUGAGUGCAAUGAUGUGGAACAUGCUGAAUGCGUUGACGAUGUAUGCACGUGUGCAAAUGGUUACAAGGAGUACGGAAUUGUCUGCAUCAUCGUUUUAGAUACACCAUGCAGUAGUGCCUCGGAAUGUACUGAUCAUCUGGCAAACUCAAAAUGUGACACAAACUGCGUGUGCGACACAAAUUUCACUGCGGAACAAAAUGUGUGUAAAAUGGGACAUGGUAUGGGCAACUGUACAAGUGUCAGCGACUGUGUAACAAACGCUGUGUGUGAUGACAGCAACACGUGCAUGUGUGAAGCAGCUUUCACUGCAGACAAUGGCCUCUGUGCUGCCUCUGGAGCGGGCUCGCUGAAACUUGUGACAGAUAUUGUGUUAAUUUCUAUAAUACUAGUCUCCCUUAUAAAGCUCUUCUGAAAUUCUAUACUGAACAAAACAAGACAUUUCCGGUCAGCCGACCCUUUCUGAUGAACAUUUUAUUCUAGCUGUAGAAAUGUACAAGCUAACAUGCGGCUCACUUGGAUCUUUGUUUGAGAAGAAAGUAAAGAUGUACCCAAUCCAAAAUGUAUUCAAAAAUAAAAUGUCAAGAUGUUCACACAAAAUGUCAAAGUUUUAUUGUACUUUUUCGGCAGAAAUAUAAAGGGAACUGAGUGUAGAGAAUCUUCAAACAAUAUACAUCAUCCGUAAUAGUGACUAAACAGGAUACAUUGAUAAAUUUUAUUUAUAUUUUGAAGGAAGGUGCAGUACAUCUUGACUUUACAAGGUGGAGACAAUUUGCUUUGGGUACGUUUUGACCUGAAAAAGAAAUCAUUGUUCCUUUCAGCCUAUUGAACACGUUUUCCUUAUUUGUUUCUUUCCACGCUAUUGAACACAUUUUGUUUAUCAAUGACUGCAGCGGACUUCAGAGAAAAAAUACAGCCUUGAAAGGCUAGUAUCUAUUUCUCACAUUCAAUAAGCCAAUUACAUUUUAUGUUUUGUCGCCGGCUUCGUAUUUGUAAUCAAUGGAGAAUCUAGAAACCAUGCUCUUUCUGGUUUGUGGAAAUAGCUAGUUUUCUUAAUCAAAUCCUGUCAUAAUACUGGCUCGCCUUGGCAAACCUAAACAAACCUAUAGACAGUUCGGUGGUUCUGAGGGUAACUAAGAACCGACAAGAAAGAGAUGCGUUUUCAAAAGAUGAGACAUAUGUUAAGAUUUAACUUUUUUCUGUAAACUUUUUGUCCAUCUACUGAAAUAUAUGACAGAGAAAUUUUCAUGUAGGUUCUUUGAGAGUUAUUAUUUAAAUGUUGUUUCGAAGAAAAUUUCUAAUUUGAACAAUUUUCGAAAUACACUGAUAUAUUUAAACGGUAUUACCAGUGGUGUCUUGUUUUGUUCAGUAUUCGUAAGUGUAUGUUUGUAUCAAGUGAAUGGAUAACAGUAUCAUUUGACGAGAAAUCUAGACGAAUCAGUUCUGAUGUUUUGUGAGUAACUUGAUUGCAAAUGAGGUUUUAUUUGUUCUUAGUCCUUUUCUGUCCAGCUAUGUACAAAAUCGAUACAUGUGUUACGGUGAGAAUAUAUACGAAACGGGUGCAAAGUGUAGUAUUUUACAAGACGAAGUGAUUUUUGAAAAUGUUCUCGCCAUUUCAUGUGCAUGUGUUCGUUUCACGAUUAAAGCUACGUUUUGAAGUAAGGCUUAAGUAGCGACUACCGAUGGAUCCAUGACCUUCACUAAUUCAGCAGGUGGAGCGAAGAGAUUCAUCGAGAUCAAUAUCAACUAAAUCAAAUAUAGAACAAACAUAAUCUGAAGACACGGUUAAAACUCUCCAAAUGUAUCAACUACGAUUUGUGUUAUGCUGAAUGCUUUUAAACAGAUUUGGUUACUGGCAAUUUGUUUAGCUAAAUUAAAUGCUUAUUAACAAAUAGCGUUAAAUACCGCUUCAUAUUUUCACUUAUCUUUUAUAUUUGUUGUAUAUUUUGUUGGUAUUUGUGAACAUGACAUUACAUUUUAAAACAAACUGAAAAUAUAACAAGGAUAAAGGCUUUAAAACUAG